Messenger RNA from Metarhizium acridum CQMa 102, 1218 nucleotides. The record is from RefSeq and is a predicted model, not a curated record. NCBI's taxonomy places the organism in Eukaryota, Fungi, Ascomycota, Sordariomycetes, Hypocreales, Clavicipitaceae.
AUGGCUAGCACUGUAGCUGGAUCUACCAAAAACGUGAACCCCUCUGAAGGCGAAAAAGGGCCUGCACAAGCAACAGGAUUGCCCACACCAAAUGCAACCCCAGGUCCUGACGUCUCUAGAAAUGAUGCGGAAAAGGUCCGGAAAGGAGCGGACAUAGAAGCUGAAAUACAACGUAUAUUACAAAGUGAAACCGACCUAAGCACCCUCGGGCUUGACGAGGCUUCGUCCACUGAAGAUCGCUUGCUCGCCUUGAGGACGAUUGGAUGCAAGAUCCAUUACGAACAUAGUGGACACAAGCCAAAGAAAGAGGCCAACAAAGCCCUACAGAAGCUUUGCGAUGCAGCGACCAGACUUGGCGUUGAGCCUGCCUAUGCCACAGCAGUCUUUCACUGGGAUGGCCAAAAGGACCUCAUGGCGGAAGACUCGGAAGACUCAGACUCAAGUGACUCAGACGAUGCGAUGGAACAAGACUCCGUCCCUGUGCCUCCAGAGUCAGUCGACGAAAUUUACCAAAAAGCAACACCAUUUGUGCAGAAAUUGGCCAGCGAUACUAAUGACAAAGACGCCCAUAACGGCAUAGCGGCCCUUAAUACGGAGAUUAUAAAGGCUACCAAAGAGUACAAUGAGUUACACAAGAAUAAUAAGGCGAAGAGGGUUUCUAAAACCCAGUGGGAAAUUCCCUUACGAUUCUUCCAGGAGCAUUAUUCGCUGGUGGUAGCAAAUUACAAUAUCCUUGCGACGGACCCGAAUAAUGACGAAGCCAGACAGAAAGUGGAAAUGGGGAAGAAGCUGAUAUCCGAUGCGGUCUUGCGAAAUCACUGGCCUGCGGAUUGGGCUUUGAAUCUAAUUUUGCCGGAACAAAAUCGAUCUCCCUCAACGCCGUUUAAAUAUCCAUGGCCCACUCUUCAGACCGAUGACGGGCUGAUUAUAGGAGUGAGGAAGCGGGCGGUUGGUGGACAUCAAGUUUGUGUUGAGACUACUACACCAGACGGUCGCACUGUACGGAGGCCUUCAAAGCGCCUACGGUUGAAAAAGUUGGGGAAUUUCAAAGCCAGUAUCAAGCAAACCGACCAUUUUUUAUUCCAAGACCUCAAGAUGACGAUUCCAGGGGAAAUCCAGACACGGAGUUUUACCGCCGAAUGUACAGAACACUUCACCCGCAGUUCUCAAGGAGCACCAGCUCAUCGGUAUCGAACAGCAAGAAGAUUCAACAAAUAA